ACUACUCUCAUUUCAUAACGCAUAUAUUCAUUGUUACACAAACUUGAGAAAAAACAUUUCACAAACUUUUCAUUUGGUUUAUUCUUUUUCUGUGUAUUGUAGUGAUAAUUAUUUGGUAGCGAAACAAUUAUGGCAGAACACCAGCACAACAAGGAUGAGAAUGAGACUACUACUACCACCCCUGGUGGUAAUGAGGGAGCUGUGGAGACCAAGAGCCGAGGCUUUUUUGAUUUCUUGGGGACUACUACUACCACCCCUAGUGGUAAUGAGGGAGCUGGAGAGAGCAAGAGCCGAGGCUACUUUGAUUUCUUGGGGACUACUAAGAAAGAGGAGAAGCCAAAAGAGGAGGAGAUGGCUUCUGAGUUUGAGAAAGUCAGAGUGUCUGAAGAGAAGGAGGAAGAGAAGAAACAUGGUCUCUUGGGGAAGAAGGAAGAAGAGAAAUUCCCUGUUUCUGAAUCUUAUUCUGACCCAAAGCCUGAAGAGGAUUACUACAAGGAGGAGAAGAAAGAAGAAGAGAAGAAACGUGGUCUCUAUCAGAAGAAGGAAGAGGAGGGAGUCCCAGCGUAUGAUGAGUCUCAUUCUCAACCAAAGACUACAGAAGAUUACCACAAGGAGGAGAGGAAGGAAGAAGAGAAGAAACGUGGUCUCUUCCAUAAUAAGGAAGAGGAGAAAGUCUCAGCGUAUGAGCCCCAUUCUCAACCAAAGCCUGGAGAGGAUUACUACAAGGAGGAGAAGAAGGAAGAAGAGAAGAAACGUGGUCUCUUUCAUAAUAAGGAAGAGGAGAAAGUCCCAGCGUAUGAGUCUCAUUCUCAACCAAAGACUGCAGAGGAUUACUACAAGGAAGAGAGGAAGGAAGAAGAGAAGAAACGUGGUCUCUUUCACAAUAAGGAAGAGGAGAAAGUCUCAGUGUAUGAGCCCCACAAGGAGGAGAGGAAGGAAGAAGAGAAGAAACGUGGUCUCUUUCAUAAUAAAGAAGAGGAGAAAGUCUCAGCGUAUGAGUCUCAUUCUCAACCAAAGACUGCAGAGGAUUACUACAAGGAGGAGAGGAAGGAAGAAGAGAAGAAACGUGGUCUCUUUCAUAAUAAGGAAGAGGAGAAAGUCCCAGCGUAUGAGCCUCAUUCUCAAUCAAAGCCUGCAGAUGAUUACUACAAGGAGGAGAGGAAGGAAGAAGAGAAGAAACGUGGUCUCUUCCAUAAUAAGGAUGAGGAGAAAGUCUCAGUCUAUGAGCCUCAUUCUCAACCAAAGCCUGUAGAGGAUUACUACAAGGAGGAGAGGAAGGAAGAAGAGAAGAAACGUGGUCUCUUCCAUAAUAAGGAAGACGAGAAAGUUUCAGUGUAUGAGCCUCAUUCUCAACCAAAGCCUGUAGAGGAUUACUAUAAGGAGGAGAGGAAGGAAGAAGAGAAGAAACGUGGUCUCCUCCAUAAUAAGGAAGACGAGAAAGUUUCAGUGUAUGAGCCUCAUUCUCAACCAAACCCUGUAGAGAUGUACAAGGAGGAGAGGAAGGAAGAAGAGAAGAAACGCGGUCUUUUCCAGAAUAAAGAAGAGAAAGUCUCAGUGUAUGAGUCUCAUUCUCACCCAAAGCCUGUGGAGGAGUACAAGGAAGAGAAGAAGAAGGAAGAAGAGAAGAAACCUGCCCUAUCCGACUUGCUACACCGACCUAACAAGAGCUCUCCUAGCGAUGAGAACGAAGGUGAAGGAGAAGAGCAGAAGAAGAGAAGGGAGGAAAAUAAGGGACUGAAGGAUAAAAUCAAGGAGAAGAUAGGUGGAGGAGACAAGGCAGAAGAGAAGAAGCACGAGGACACCAGCAUCCCAGUUGAGAGGUACGACAAACUACCAGUCCCACAGGCACCAUCGGCAGAGCCAGCUCAUGCUGAAGAAAAGAAGGGCUUCCUUGGAAAGAUAAAGGGAAAACUUCCAGGCCAUCACAAGAAGCCUGAAGAUGUGCCAUCUUCUCCUCCUUCGGUUGCAGAGUAUACCACUUCUGAGCCACCUACUCAUCAUGAAGGCGAUGUGAAGGAGAAGAAGGGCAUUUUGGAGAAGAUCAAGGAGAAGAUCCCUGGUUACCACCCAAAGACUGAGGAAGAGAAGGAGAAAGAGAAAGAGUCUUCUGCCUAUUAAGAACAGCUCGUUGUUAUGUUUACAGGAAUGUAGAUGCUUGUGUGUAUUGUUUGUUAAUUUGAUAUGCUGUUUUUUUUUUAACACAUAAAAAAUACUUUGUAUAAGCGCUUUUCAGGUGCUUAUAUGUAAGUUUUGUAAAAGAAAGAAAAGUUCUUAUUUGCUUUUUGUUUUUAAUUAAAAAGUAUUUGCGAGUUAUGUAUAUAUAUGUAAUGUUAUUUAUUGGACUGGUUAGCUACAAUGUUUUUGUUUGUAACUUAAUUUGUAUGCUUUGUGUCAAUGGUGGAAAGAGGAAGGGGGUAAAGAGAAAGAAGAAGCUUUUAAUUA
Molecule: messenger RNA, 2442 nt
Organism: Quercus lobata
Lineage: Eukaryota; Viridiplantae; Streptophyta; Magnoliopsida; Fagales; Fagaceae
Product: golgin subfamily A member 6-like protein 22
Exons: 2
Coding region: 130-2118 (662 amino acids)
Biological process (GO): response to abscisic acid; response to water deprivation; cold acclimation
Cellular component (GO): cytosol; membrane
Source: RefSeq, a predicted model, not a curated record